GUAGACUUGCGUUAUGCGUAAUAACGCGCGAAAUGCGGGUAGCAUGUGAACGAAUUUAAGUAAACAAACAUUGUUAGUUUUCUGUAGUUAUGUUUUGCGAAAAAGCCUUCCGCUUAAUUAAGGACCUCCAGAGAGCAGCGGAUAACCUUCCAGCAUUCAAUGAUGAUUUGGUUAGACAGGUUUUAGAAGAGAUGCAAGCCCUGUAUGAACAGAACUUAAAGGACGCAAACACCACCGUCUCGGGAAAUGCGUCUUAUUUUCAUGGUGUACACUUGCGUCAUACGGCCCUAGAGAGAAAUCAAAGGUGCCUUCUAGCGUACAUAUACAACCGUUUGCAAAAAAUUCGGAAAAUGCGAUGGGAAUUCGGAAGUAUAUUACCAGCUGACGUCAAAUAUAAUUUAUCUGAGGCAGAGAUACAGUGGUUUAGCAACUACAGUAAAACGUUGGCAUCAUAUAUGAGAUCCAUUGGUGAUAAUCAUGGAUUAAAUUUGAUGCAAGAUCUGAAACCACCAAAAUCUUUAUACAUUGAGGUCCGAUGCCUUGUUGAUUAUGGUAAGUUUGAGCUGGAUGAUGGUGAAGUGAUUGUCUUGAAGAAAAACAGCCAGCAUCUCCUGCCAAGAUCACAGUGUGAACCCCUCAUUCGACAAGGAAUACUGCAACAUCUAUUGCAUUGAUGAAUGAUUGAUAUUGGAUAUGUUUUGUGGGGAAAUAAAUCAACUACAAUCUUAUAAAUUUUCAUCCAGAUGUGCUGGGCAUCUGUAUGGGAAAUUUUGGAUCUUGUAUCUACAGUUGAGUGGUAUAUAAUGGGCACACACUUUGUAAGUGUAAUUUUAUGUUUUAGUUUGUUGGUGGGUACACUUCAGCUGUUUAGGUUGUAAAGUUUUUAUGUCAAAAGGUAAUUACAAAUUUUUGUUGAGUUUUGAUUAACACAAAUAAAGUGUAUUAUUUACCAACAUUGUAUUUGUUCAAGAUUAUUCUUGGAAGUAACAAUAUAAGAUGUCCAUAACAUGCAGUUAAAAAAAACUUCAGUUUGUCUGAAUGUGGGCUAGAACACGUGAAGCAUAAUUCAAUGAAGACAAAUUCUAUUUCAUGAUUGGAAGCUGACUGGAAGCCACUUUCUAAUGCUCCUACCUAUAUUAUUUCUGAUCUACAGCUAUAGUUCACAAGCCAUCCUACAUUGUAUGGUGGAGGGUACUUUGCGUAGCUCUAUUACCUACUAAUCUUCAACUAAAAAAUAUAAUGAAAUAAGCAGCAGCUGUACAACUCCCUGUCUUUGUGCAUAACUGGAGUGUUAAAUAUUUAUUUCUCUUUUAUAAUGUGCUAGUUUUUGCAUUGCUGCAUUUUUUAAUAAAAUUAUUUCUAUGUACACUGAUUUGGAGGAGGCGGGGGAGGGGGUGUGGGCACAUCUGAAGGAUGAUAUCUAUUCAAAUUUUGCACCAAUACCAUAAGAGUGGCGUUAGCAGCAUCACUAUGAGAGUGAAAAUCAGGUUUGCUUUAAAUGCAUGCUGUAAUUGGGCUAUAAGAAGCUGGAUGUUACUUCUGCAACUUUGCAGAUACAGUUGGCAGGAAUGUACAUGAAUGCUGGCUGUGGUGAUCACAAGAAGAUGCAGUUGCAAGAUUACUGGGCUCUGGGUGACCAUGUUGCACUGCUGAGAGGGAAGACCAUUGUGUUCAGCGUACAGUAUUAGUGUGUCAAAAUGCAUCUGCAGCAGUAAUUUGAGCAGCAGUUGGCCCCACAGUGACACAUCAAACUGUUACAAAUCGGUUAUUUCAAAGACAACUUCAAGCUAGAUGCCAUGAGCAUGCAUUCCAUUGACCCAGCCACCACUGACAGUGACUUUAGUGAUGUCAAGCGAGAGCUCAUUGGAGGGCAGCUUGGAGGUCUGUUGUGUUUUCUGAUGAGAGCUGGUUCUUCCUCGGUACCAGUGAUGGCCGUGUGUUGGUUAGAAGAAGACCAGCUGAGGGUCUGCAACCAACCUGUCUGCAUGCUGGACACACUGUCCUACACCUGGAACUAUGGCCUGGGGUGCGAUUUUGCAUGACAGCAGGAGCAUUCUUGUGGUUAUCCCAUGCGACCUGACUGCAGAUUUGUACGUAUGUCUUGUCUUUCAACCUGUUGUGAUGCCAUUCAUGGACAACAUUCUAGGGGGUGUUUUACAGCAGGGUAAUGCUCUCCCAUAUACCACUCUUAUAACCCAACAUUCUCUACAGGGUGCCAACAUGUUGCCUUAGCCUAACUGAUCGCCAUGUCUGUCUCCAGUUGAGCACCUACGGGAUAUUAUUCAAUGACAACUUGAGCAUCAUCCCCAACUAGAAUUAACUGUCCCUCUGUUGACCAACCAAGUGCAACAGGAAUGGAACUUCAUCCCAUAAACUAAUACCCAGCACUUGUACAACAAAAUGCAUGAAUUUUUGCGUGCUUGCAUUCAACAUUGUGGUGGUUACACUGGCUAUUAAUGUACCAGCAUUCCAUAUUUGCAAUGGCUUAUCUCACACAUUGACCUAUGAUCACAUAAUGUUGAUCACUUAAAUAUGUUACCUACACAAAUGUAAGCCUGAAAUUUCAUUACUUUAAAUUCAUUAUUUUUUGGUGUUGUAAUUCUUUUUUAUCAGUGGUGUAUAUGGAAAUAGUGCCUCCAGUUAUUGUAUUUCAUUUUCAAUAUGUAUGGUUUAUUUUGUUUGUCCUCUUCAUACUAAUUAGGUAUUGUAAUAAUAUAUGACUCUGUUUACUCAUCAGGUAUAUCAUUAUCUAACUACUUUUACAGCCAAAUUUUCUUUGCCUUUAUUUCUGCUAAGACUAUGGACUAACUUACCCUCUUUGAUUUCCUUAAUACUUGAAAGAUUUGGUGGUUAUUGCUGAGACAUCAAUUAUCUACAGCCGUACGAGGCACUUCUCAGUAGCAUUUUAAUGUUGUAAUCAUGAGUUCAUUUGCUCAAUUCACAUUAAAUGGUGCUUUUUUCAUAUUCUUAAAUCCCUAGAUUUAUUGUCAAAUUGAAAUGGUAAUUAACAGUAUUUAAACAUAAUUCUUUGUUUUGUUCGCAAUCAACAUGAGAAUGCAGAAUCAGAAUUGAUAUUCAGCAACAAGACUUGUAAAUUCCAUCUUACAGCCUAAACUGUGAAAGCUAUAAAAUAUUAAAUAGUGUUAUUGAUGUGUAAAUUGUUUCUGUAUUUAACGAGGUGCUGCGCAUUUUGAUACCAAAUUUUAAUUUAUUGUCUAUACUUUCAUUUUCAUGUAAUUGGUAGUUGAAAACAAGAAGAUGUAAUUUUUAUUGAACAAAUGUGAUUCAGGAUUUGUUAAUUAAUAAUACAAAUU
Molecule: messenger RNA, 3314 nt
Organism: Schistocerca gregaria
Lineage: Eukaryota; Metazoa; Arthropoda; Insecta; Orthoptera; Acrididae
Product: DNA replication complex GINS protein PSF1-like
Exons: 6
Coding region: 90-674 (194 amino acids)
Biological process (GO): DNA strand elongation involved in mitotic DNA replication; DNA replication
Cellular component (GO): GINS complex
Source: RefSeq, a predicted model, not a curated record